Peronospora matthiolae is the source of this 345-nucleotide messenger RNA. NCBI's taxonomy places the organism in Eukaryota, Oomycota, Peronosporomycetes, Peronosporales, Peronosporaceae. The record is from the annotation of a GenBank genome assembly.
AUGAACGAGCUCUCGAAACACUUGGUUCCUUUUCAAAAGAGUAACCGCCGUGUGGUAUGGCCGCUGACCAAGCCACCGACUAGCUGUUGCUGUCACGCGACACAUUCACGCGCGCAGUAUGACAAUUAUUUGUUCUUGUCUCGACACUUUGACAUGGAAGACCGAAUCGACUCCAGCCUUGAUCGAAAUCCUUCGAGACAUGUGCGGUACCUGGGCUUCUCUCGAGUCGCCAAGCUAUUGAACAUUAUGGGCACGACAGCCUUACAGACGAAUGAGUUUUGGCGUUCAGGUUUCCAUUGCCGACGAUCCAAUGUCGUGAAUGUGCUUAAUCAGUGCACAUGUUGA